UAAAAUAAAAAAGAUAAAACAAUGAAAAGACAAGUUAUAGACUGGGAGAAAAUAUUUGCAAAGCAUAUAUCUGAUAAAAGACUUGUAUUCAGAGUAUAUGUUACUCUAAACAUCCAAUAAGAAAACAAAUCCAAUCAACGUAAAAUGGACAAAAGAUUUAAAGAGGUGCUUCCCCAAAGAAGAUAUACAGAUGACCUAAAGGCAUAUGAAAAGAAAUUCAACAUGAAUGGUCAUUAGGUAAAUGCACAUUAAGGCCACAAUUUAACACUACUGCAUACCAACUAGAAUGACUUACAUUAAUAAAGAAUGUCGACAACAAAUGUUGAGUUUAUCGAUAAACUGGAACUCUCUUACAUUAUCAGUGGGAAUGUAAAUGAUAGAAAAUAUGCUUUUUAAAAAAUGAUAUUUACGUAACUACUUAAGAUCUACAGUUUCUUUAAGGGAAACACGUGAGUUUUCACUUCCGCUUCCGCUUCCGGUAGACGCUUCUUGUGGUGCAUUCUGUGCUAAGCAGUCGCCAUGGAGCUGUUUGGAAAUUGCGUUGGCCCUGACGGGAAACAAAAACAGUUGCGGGAAGUUCAGGACCCGAUGUCGGAGGCUCCGGAAGAAAUGUUGGAGGAGGUGUUGGACGAGGCAUUGGACGAAGCAUUGGAUGAGGCGUUGGACUACAUGGUAGACGAGAUGGUGGAUGAGUCUUUGGACGAAGAUGAAGGUGAAGAAGAUUUUGAAGAUUAUGAAGAUUUUGAAGAUGAUGAUGAUGAUGAUGACAUCUUCGAUAGUAGCACUGACUCAGAUGAACCACCUGCGAAAAUCCCAAAACUAUCACCUUAGCUAUAUCGUUUACGCAAUGUAAAAGCCCUCUACUAUACUCUGAUUGUUAUACACUGAUAUCUGAGGAAGAGGGAAAGCAUUUAUUUUGUUCCCCUGAAAAAAGUUUGUCAGAGAGAAAAUUAGUUUCUGUUUCUAGCAAAGAAAGAUACAAUAAACGUUUAAGAAUGCA
Ictidomys tridecemlineatus (thirteen-lined ground squirrel) is the source of this 1000-nucleotide messenger RNA. RefSeq lists its product as uncharacterized. Gene Ontology annotation, cellular component: EKC/KEOPS complex. The record is from RefSeq and is a predicted model, not a curated record. NCBI's taxonomy places the organism in Eukaryota, Metazoa, Chordata, Mammalia, Rodentia, Sciuridae.